AUGGAAGAGGAGAAAAGAGUUAACGAGGAGAUAGGAAAAGAAAAGUGCAUAAAGGAAACAAACAAGCCAACGGGGGACGAUGAAUGUGUUCCAGGUACGAUGAAAAAACAAAUGUAAAAAGAUUGGUCAGUUUAAAAUAUACAGGAUUUUACACUCAAUUGACAAUACUCUGUACCCAUUAACUGUCUCUUAUCAAUAUUUCCCGCACUUCAGCUACCAUGAGUGCUCAGGCGAUGGUGUAUUAAUCUAUAAAGUAAUAGUAUAGAUCAAUAUUUCAAGACCUUUGAUAUAUCAAAAAUAUUUAUCCAUCCGUUUUGAAAUAUCCAAUGAUAUUCACAGGGAAUGUACUGCAAACUGUAAUGUCUUUUUAAUAAAAUUACACAUGAUGUGUUAUUUACAAACCAUGUUAUUGUUUCAUAUAACUGGGUGGGAUGGGAAGAUUCGUAAAGGGGUUCUGGGGUAAUAGAGAAAUUAAGCUGUUUUUUGUGUUAUGAUGAAGUGGAGGCUAAUAUUAUGUGUUAAAUCUAUAAGGAGGAAGUAGACAGCCUGUGGUUGAACCAAAGAAGCCACCACCAUUUCAAUUCCAUAAAGUGCUGGGACAAGGCAGCUUUGGAAAGGUGAGUCUAUGAGUAAUGUACACAUCUUAUUUAAUACUCUAUUGAUCUAGCGGAGAACAAUUAUAACUUCUCAUUAUCAUCAUAUUCCAAUAACAACUAAUUGGGAUUUCAUUUAUUAAUCUUUUUAAUAUGUAUGAUCCAUGAAUGUGGAAAAUAUAAUGACACGUACAAAGUUUUUAGAACAUUUUAUCGAGACUUCAAAUAAAAUACCCAGGACUCUUCUAUUCUGUGAUGUUUAACAUGUCUUCUUAUAGUAACAGUUCUAUUAAAUCUUUCUGUCUUUCUCUAAGCUUUCAUCAUUCACAACAGAAUACCAUAUAUAGGUCUCAAUUUAGUAUUUUGGGUUAAGCUUUAAAAAUAAUCACAAAUACCUGGUUUUAAAUGAUUUAUCUACAGAUUUAAUCAUUAAAGUUUUUUGGAAUUUGUUGUAGAUAAAUCAUUUGUAAAUUCAGUUUUGCUAGCAGAGUGUUCUCGAUCCAUAUAUGUAUCGGUUAUAUAGCAAUCAUAGAUAGGUUGAGGGUUCCAGAGCUCUGUAUGUAUAUAUAUAUAUAUAUAUAUAUCCCUUAUAUAGGGUUCUGAGGUAGGUCCCAGAGCUAUGUAUGUGUAUAUUCAUUAUAUAGGAUUCUCAGGUAUGUUUCCAAGCUCUUAAACAGGGUUAAUAGCAGGUCCCCAAACCCUCUAAAUACAUCCCUCAGUUACAAUGUUACAAAAUGAUAUCUGUAAUAUGUGUCCACUAUUUAAAGGAAGUUUUAAAACAAAAGAAGCUGAGAUUCCGACCUUCUUUUGUGACAUUGUCGCUGAUAUGGGGCUCUCUCUCCUCUGUCUAUGUGAUGUUUAGGUGCUGCUUGCUUCUACCAAGGACACAGGUCAGUUUGUUGCCAUUAAAGUAAUAAUGAAAGAUAAAGUUGAGGAUAAGGCCAUUCAGAAGGAGAAGCGAAUACUGCAAAUGGCGAGAGGAAGUCCAUUUCUAUGUCAUGGACUUACUUCCUUCAAGACCCAGGUAUGAAACCCCAUGUCCAUAAUGUUUCCUUAUUUCUAUAUAUUUCUAUAUGGCUGAUUGUGUUCUUCUUAUAUUAUUGCAGUAUAUAUUAACUGGAUAUUUGUUGUCUCUCUUAUUAAACAGAAGUAUGCCUCCCUGGUCAUGGAGUACAUAUCAGGGGGCAGUCUGCAAUCCUACAUGACUGGGAAGAAAUGUCUGUCCAUGGAGGAAACAAGGUGAGUCAAUAAUAGCUCUAGCAGGUAGGGGGGGGGGAAGAAGUGAGUUUAACACAUGAUACAGGAAUGUAAGAGGUGAUGGAUAUAACUCCGUAUUAACAUAUACUCUCUAUAGUACUGAUAUCCAUAAAGAUCCAUCAGGGAUACAUGCUGGGUUAACACUAAUGUACUAAACAGAAUUUCCUCAUUAAUAUAAGCCAGAUAAUGGGCAAUGUAAAAACCCCAGGACUAGCACCGGGAUGCGUUCUAUAUGGAUUGACGUACGGCAGAUCGGGAGCCGCUAUGAGUCAACUGACCUGCUGCAACCCUAACCUGACUCCAGUGUGUGUCUCUUUCUAUACUGAAUGCUGCUUCAAACACUCAUUUCUAUUACCAUAGAUCUUCUGAAUAAAAAUUACAUCCCUAUAGAUUGGUUUGUACAUCUAACAAACAGAAAGGGACUCAAAGAAUCAUAGAGUGGAUUGUGCUUUAUGGCAGAGAACUGAGAAGGGUUAAGUGGGUAAUAUACAAGAGACAGUCUCUUACCUCUUGAGUAAAACUAAUUUAAGAAUCAUGUUUUCUAAUUUCAAAAAUGAUGGAUUUAAUAAUAAUAUUAAUAAGAAAUAAUACUAUUAUUAUUUAAUGUAAAUAAAUUAAAAUUGUAUUAUUACAGUUAUAUAAAAAAUAAAUGUACUAAUACAAAUUUCCCAUGGACAGGCCCUGUUUGAUUUAAAAUAAAAAUGUUAUGUAUAUGUUGGGAGCCGAGUGUUUAGUAUGAUGUAUAGAUACUUGUAUAAUACCUGCAUAGUGCUGACAUGUCACAUUACCAUGUUAGGUGCAUUAUACAUAGAAAUACAGUUUACCAAUAAAAAUGUUCUGCUCUGUUAUAUGUUAUUUUAAUAAUAAUAUUUUGGGCAGAUUGCUUUAUGAUCUUUGUAUUCUUUUUUCCAGGUUCAUUUCAGCAAACCUUGUCUGUGGGAUCCAGUACCUCCAUUCCGGCGGGAUCCUUCAUAGGUCAGUAUUAGCGUUUGUUUAUUUAGAAAGCGCUAAUGUACUCUAAUGAGAAAUAAUGUAUUUAUAUCUCUGCUCUCUCCUUUAUUUCACAUUUAUAUCUGUCUUCAUUAUAUAGGGAUCUGAAGCCAGCCAAUGUUCUCUUUGAUGCCAAGGGCUAUGUCAAAAUAGCAGAUUUUGGCCUCGCGGUAGAGAAUGUCUUUACAGAUAAAACCAUCAAAGGACUAGCUGGCACACUCAAGUAUAUGGCGCCAGAGGUUAGUUAGAGGGUGUGGUUAUGUGAGCAGUUAAGGGGAGUUGUAUAAGAGCAAUAUAUGUUUAAUGAGUAGUAGGGAGAUGAAUAACACGAGCUGGGAAUGAGGACAGUAUCAGAGUAGCAGUGGGUGGACUAAGAGGAAUGUGAUUAGACUAGCUGGAAUAAAAUUAUGGGAUUAUAUUAAAAUCUGCAAGAUAAUCAGAGAACAGUUAGAAACUAAAAAACAAUAUCAAUGGGAGUACAUUUAAUGCUAUGACAACGUUAUCACUAUUUACUAAGGUUUUCUCUUCAAUAUAACUAUGGCAUACACAUUUUAGGCCACAACAGUUAUAUAUAUAUUUACAUUUUUUACACAAAAGUUUCAGAUGUACUUCCCAUUUAUAGAGCUGCAGAGCUCAAAAAUUCCUUUUUAGACAUUUCCAAUUUUUGUUUUUGUUUCUGUCCUUACAGAACAGAAUAGUGUGUAUGUUCAAUGUCCAUAUUCCAAAAUGUAUUCUAAGAUUGGUUGUGCUUUCUGAAUGCAAUAUACUCCAUGUUUAUAACUGAAAAAAUAGUUUAUUUUUUUUGUUAUAAUUUAUUUGACAUAUUGAAACUUCUUUAGUCUUAUUAGUUUCUCGGUUUUGUAAAUUACACUGAAAAACAAAAUGGUUUAACGGAAUGAAACAAAAUAAAAGCGGUAAAUCUGCCAUAAAAAUAAAAUAAAAAAAUCUGCAAGAUAGACUGUGACAGGUUUGGUAUGAGUUUUUGGAAAUAUCACUGACAAUAAAUAUAGUGAUGAUGAGUACAUUUAAUACCAUAUUUACAAAAAAAAUACAUAUCUUAUGUGUUUUGACAGAUACUAAGCGGCAAAGAGUAUGGCCAAUCAGCAGACUGGUGGUCAUUUGGCGUAAUCCUCUACCACAUGCUCACCGGGAAGACUCCAUUCAAUACCAAGAUCAGCAAAAUGGAAUAUAUAAAGGAACUGUUAAACACUGACCCACGUUACCCAACCUGGCUGUGUAGUGAUCCUACAGACCUCCUGAACAAGGUAAAGAAUAGGCUAUUAUAGGAGCAGAUACAUUGCAAGGUAAUAGAGAAUGGGCUGGUUAAUGUUUUAAUUGGAUAUAAUGAUAGAGGUUGUAAAGUAACCCAAAAGAAGCUGCUGGAGAAGUUAUGGGAAUAGAUAUGUACCUACAACGUACGGAAAAGCAGAGAAGCCAUUUUGUGAUUCUAUUGGUCUAGACAAGAGGAAAUCUUUACUAAAAGAAAUUGUAAAGAAUUAGUUACUGGUCAGUCAAAUAAAUGAGAUUUGUGUUAAUGUAACAAUUUACAACAAACUUUUCACAACCACAGCCUCAUCUGAAUCUUGUCAUAUGGUUAAAACGGCUUCAUUCAGCAGUGGUGAUUGCUUUUAGUAUGUGUUAUGUACAUUGUACAUCAAAAUGUUACAGUUCAGAGAGAUCACAAAGUAAGUGUAUUAUACUGAGUGUAUCUUCUCAAUCUCUCUCUUACUAGAUCCUGGAUAAGGACACUCAUGCACGCGGAGUGGCAGGGAGGAACAUCCGGCAGCACCCCUUCUACAAAGAUAUUAAUUGGGAAGAUCUAGAGAGGGGUAAAGUGAGCUGCCCAUUCCUGACAUUGCUAGUAAGUGCACAAAUAAUUAGUAUUUAUAAACUGAGGAGGGAUUAUACAGAAUAA
Messenger RNA from Pelobates cultripes (western spadefoot toad), 4755 nucleotides. The record is from the annotation of a GenBank genome assembly. Lineage: Eukaryota; Metazoa; Chordata; Amphibia; Anura; Pelobatidae.